AACGGGAGUGUUGACAGGUAUGGCUUACUUUUUGCUCCUUCGUGCGCCGCUGUGUGCGGGCGACGGAAUCAGGAUCAUCCGUGAAGCCUCUGUAUGGAGAAGUUUUCGACUUUUCCCCCCAUUCCACACCACCGACCAGGAAAGGAGCAAACUCGUUGUCGAGUGACAGUGCGUACAAAAGAUUCUGACGCCAGUUCUCGAAGGAGUUCACUGUCUCAAUUAAGCACCACUGCUUUGGAGCUCUGUGUGAAUUCGCCAUACUGCUGGAUUACUCCGGACGCGUUCUGACGGUAGAAUAUUUCCACAGCGUGACUCUCUUGUCUGGAUACCGCAACGAACUCGGAGUUUAAUCCAUCUUCAGGUCGAAACGGCCGAGGUCAGGGAUCUUGGGCUCAAAAGGUUGGUGACCACUGCUCUAACGUGUGAGUGGGCAUGCUGCACACUGCACGCUCAGAAGGAUAGAGGGGGAGGAGCAGGAACUAACUAGCAGAUUCCAUCCCAGGUAGUGUUGCUACACGGAUCACAAUAUUGAGAGCGCAAACAUGGCGACGUCCCUGCUACGAAUAGGACGACUCGGGUCGCUCAAGGUGAACCAGAAGCAUACAUUGUGUAACCGGCUAGAUCAAGCAGGGAGACACUUGGAAAACGUCAGAUCGAGGCUGCACAAUGCCUACCUAGAGAACGACCAUGCCCUCCGAAAAAGCUUGCUGGGAAUGCCCCUUAGGACUGAAUUGCUUAUCAGUAAUAACAUGUCAAGAGAGCGUCCAUCGGGGAGCAUGGAGCAUACUGAGGACCCCCCCUGCUGCCUCUCUCUGCUCCAAACCAGAGGAGACCAAGACGCCGCCCGCGCCGCCCCCCCGAGCCAAAGUUCCCACGAUUUUGGGAGAGGAGGAGCGGGCCGCUCUGCUGGCCUAUAAGACGCCCGUCUCCUUCCCUGUUAAGCUCCUCCCCCCCAGUGCUUCUCCACCCGCGCUAGCAGCAGCAGCUGAGGCAGCACACUCAACAGUCCCAGAACUUGCAGUCACAGACAUCACUCCAGGGUCAUCUCCGGCAGAACCCACUAGCACCCCAGCUACCUCGGAACCCGUGGCCUCUGAAACGGUGGCAGCUCCAGAGCCAGAAGUUGCAGCUGCAGAACUUGCAGAGACCGAAGCAGCUGCAGAACCAGCUGUGGCAGCAGAACUCAUAGUGACCGAAGCAGCUGCAGAACCAGUUGUGGCAACGGAACCCAUAGUGAUGGAAGCAGCAACGGAACCAGUUGUGCCAAUGGAACCCAUAGUGACGGAAGCAGCAGCAGAACCUGUAGUGCCAGAAGUUGUGGUAGCAGCAACAGAGACCAAAGAAUCUGGGACAUCACUGGCUACUGCAGAGGAAGUGAAGGCCGAGGCAGUGCUCCCAGAAGUAGCUGCAGAGGAAGUGAAGGCUGAGGCAGUGCUCCCAGAAGUAGCUGCAGAGGAAGUGAAGGCUGAGGCAGUGCUCCCAGAAGUAGCUGCAGAGGAAGUGAAGGCUGAGGCAGUGCUCCCAGAAGUAGCUGCAGAGGAAGUGAAGGCUGGGGCAGUGCUCUCAGAAGUUGCUGUGGAAACGACAACAGCAGAAGCUGUGACCUCAGAAGCUCCAUCUACUGGUGACGCUGCUGCUGAGCCUGUCGUUGCCAUGGCAGCAGCACCUGCUGAUCAGGAUGCCUCAUCUUCCUCUUCCAGUGACUCGGACUCCGAUUCAGACUCAGACUCUGACUCAGAGACAUCUGCAGAGGCUGCAGGGAAGCCCAGUGUGUCAGCCGAGCCGAAGCCUGAAGCCCCACAAGUCCUCUCUGCAGUGGCCGCUACCCCAGAGGUUGCUAUGGAGACCUUAACUGUGGAUCCCACUCCAGCGCAGGAAGCACUGGCAGCUGCCACUGAAGCCGUAACAGAGGCCGUAACCGAGACUGUAGAAGCUGCCACUGAAGCCGUAACCGAGGCCAUAACCGAGGCUGUAACCGAGGCUGUAGAAGCCGUAACCGAGGCCGUAACAGGGGCUGUGUCUGAGGCUGUAGAAGCUGUGGUGGAAGCCGUUGCCCCAGCUGCUGAGGAGCUGGUUGAUGCCGCCCCAGUCGUAGAUGAAUCUGCCCCUGCUGUAGAAACUGCAGCCGAAGCUGCCCCGGUAGAAGCUGAAGCUGCCUCUGCUAUUGCUGAGGAUGUGGUGGACCCUGCCCCUGCUGAAGAGCUGGUUGAUGCUGCCCCUGUUGUAGCUGAAGCGGAAGCUGCCCCUGUUCUAACUGAAGCUGCCCCUGCUACUGCUGAGGGUGUAGUGGACCCUGCCCCUGCUGAAGCUGAACUCCCUGUAGAAGAGUUUGUUGAUGCUGCCCCUGUUCUAGCUGAAGCGGAAGCUGCCCCUGCUGAGCCUGCCGCUGUAGCCCCUGUGGCUGAGGCGACGGGGGCAGCUGUAGGUGGGGCAGAAUCAGGAGCAGAAGAGGCAGCUUCGGCGGUAGGUGGAGCAGAAGCAGAAGAGGCAGCUGAGGCGGUAGGUGGGGCAGAAGCAGAAGCUGGGAGCGCAGAGGAGGAGCUGGUGGACCCAGCAGCUGUGGUGCUGACGGAAGCCCCAGCCACCGAGACACCCGAGGAGGCAGAGCCCUUUGAUAACAGCUCGUACCGAAACCUUCAGCAUCAUCAGUACAACGAGUACACCUUCGCCGACAUGGACGUGGAGAUGAGCAAGUACCGCCUGCCCCAACCAUCGUCACGACGACCCUCGCCAUGACGACCCUCGCCAUAUCCCUGAACACACACACACCCUGCCCCAACCAUCGUCACGACGACCCUCGCCACAUCCCUGAACACACACACACCCUGCCCCAACCAUCGUCACGACGACCCUCGCCAUAUCCCUAAACACACACACACACACACACACACACACCCUCACACACACCCUCACACCCCCAUCAC
Alosa alosa (allis shad) is the source of this 2924-nucleotide messenger RNA. It is a transcript of the gene ndufv3, whose product is annotated as NADH:ubiquinone oxidoreductase subunit V3. The coding region runs from base 688 to 2736 and encodes 682 amino acids. Gene Ontology annotation, cellular component: mitochondrion. The transcript is spliced from 6 exons. NCBI's taxonomy places the organism in Eukaryota, Metazoa, Chordata, Actinopteri, Clupeiformes, Clupeidae. Gene Ontology annotation, biological process: mitochondrial ATP synthesis coupled electron transport. The record is from RefSeq and is a predicted model, not a curated record.